Symbiodinium natans is the source of this 1668-nucleotide messenger RNA. Lineage: Eukaryota; Dinophyceae; Suessiales; Symbiodiniaceae. The record is from the annotation of a GenBank genome assembly.
AUGCCCGGCCCCCGUGCCAUGCAAGUCCCUGCGUUCAUAGUGAUCAGCGGGCCACAGGGCGUCGGAAAGUCUACGAUGCUGAAAGGCUUGCUUGCGCAGGAGCGCCAACGCGGAAGAUGGGUGCUGCCCAUACUUCGGACUUUGCAGCCGGGCGACAGGCUUGAGCUUGCGGCUAUCGUUGAAGAGGUGCUGCUGGCCGACACGGUGCCGGAGAUCUUCCCUCAGCUGCGCUUACCAUUUGUGCAGUUGAUGAAACAGCUGAAGCACAAGUGCCUGAAGAAGACUGGGCACCCACUGACAAUCUACAUGCACUUGUCAACGCAGAACCGUGCCGACGACAUCGACCAGAACCAGUGCGACGCCAUCGCCGCUGCCGUCGGUGGCUUCGCGCGGGAGCUCACCUACGAGUACGCUUUGUGCAAAUUCGUGCUGGAAGUGUCCGUGUCCUUGAUCGCCGACAAGAUCCAGGAGCUGCCGGGUCAAAAUCGGGCGUCCAGGGAUAAGUUCAACAUGUCCCGGCUGGUGGUGGUGGACCCACUGCCUUGGAAGCGCUUCGUGGAGCUGGCCCUGGAAAAGCCGGAGAUUGCCUCGUAUCUCAAGAUGGACGAGCUCAGCCGGCAGGAGAUCCUCAAGUACUUCUACCUUCGGGCUGGCGGCAGCUUCCGCGAGCUGCAGCGGCUCCUUGAGGACGCGGCCAAGGCCGACGCCUCGGAUGCGCAGGGCAUCAAGGCCCAGAUCGACCAGUGGUACGAGACGAAGAUCGGGCCCAUCAAGGACGUUCUGGCUGAGACGGAGGAGGAGGAGGAAGAGGAAGAGGAGGGAUGGCUGGAGAAGUUCUUCCGAGAACUCCGGGGCGAGAAGAAGCCCAAGAAGGAGCCGAAGUCCAAGUACCUGGACUACGUGAGGAAGGUGGCCGAGGCGGGCCCAAAAGGUUACUUGAGCAGGGGCGAUGCCCUGAAGAAGGAGACGAAGCUGCAGAUGGAGCUCCGGCGCCUGCAGCCGGGGCAGGCAGUCCUCCGGAGCACCACCAGCACCCAGGUGGCUUUGCGGCAUUGGUACUUCGUCUUCUACGUCCUGGGCGAAACCGAGAAGGCCCUGCAAGAUGCAGGCGCAGAGACCACUUUGAAAGAACGGCGGGUACAGCCCGCCGACAUCUCUGAGGCUUUCGUGGUACUUUGUGUUUUUCCAGGUCGCUUGCUUCGACGAACGCGCGUGCAGAACGCCAGGUGCGACCCCGCGACGACGACGAACACGCAUGCAGAACGGCACGCACGCGUGGUCGCAGCGGAUUGGGGGACCGGGGAGACGCGACCACUACGACGCGGCGCGAGUGCGCGGGUGUCGCCCCCAGGUGUCGCUCCAGCAGUUUUAACCAACUUGCGUAGAGGUUCUUGCCCCCGCGAAACGAGGCGACGACGACGCGACGACGACGCGGGCCUCGCUGCAGCCCCCGAGGCCCUCACAGUCGUUGCAGCGCCUCAUGCUCUCCCUAUACGCGACGACGACGCGGCGACGAGUGGUGAGGACCGGGCGGUGAGGAUAGCGGUGAGGAUAGGGGCGGGCACGGCGACACGACGGCGCGACGACGCACUGUGGUCCGGGGAUGAGGACACGGGUGAGGAUAGCGGUGAGGAUAGAGGCUGUGAGGAUAGAGGCGCAGACGGAUGA